AGUCAGAGAGAAAAAUGGAGAGGAUGAAGAAUGUAUUAAAUUUUGUGUGUAUAUUUUUGUAUAUAAUCUUAAAGGUAAAUUCUCAAGAUUGUCCUAUUCUUUUGGAGAAGUGCAAGUGUAAGACGCAGUUUAUCAAUACGCGUAAAAUAGUUUGUGAAGAUUUAGGAACUUUAGAGGAAUUUCCAUUCGUGCGACCAUCCAACACUCUUUACUCAGAAUUGUCGUUCAGUGGAAAUACAAUUAUAAGGAAGCUUCAAGCGAACGCCUUUACUGGAUUAAAAGUUAAUGAUUUACAAUUAAGCAGUUUGGGAAUACAAGAAAUACAUAAGGACGCUUUUAUCGGCACUACUGUAGAUACUAUUUCCUUGGGAGAGAAUCUCUUAACUAGCAUUCCGGAUUAUUUGUUCAAAGAUCUACGAAGCGCUACUCAUUUAUCUAUACGUAACAAUAAAUUAAAAACGAUUGGUAAUAAGACAUUUAUCGGCUUGGAUAACUUACAAUAUCUACAUCUAGAUUUGAAUGAAAUUGAUAACAUUGAUGAAAAAGCUUUUGAUAUUCUACCGAAAUUGACUGAGCUCAAUAUAGCUGACAAUAAAUUGGAGAUGAUAAGUAAAAAAACAUUUUCCAAAUUACCCCACUUAGAUGAAUUAAAUAUGGAAUCGAAUAACAUCGAAGAUUUAGAUAAAGAAAUAUUUGAUACUACUACUGGACUACAAACGUUACAUCUAGCGAAUAAUCGUUUGAGAAGCCUUGAUUCAGAUAUUUUUGACAAACUAGAAUAUCUACAAACUCUCGACUUAAAAAAGAACGGACUACAGACAAUAGACGGAAAUCUGUUCAAGAAAUGUUCAAAUUUAAAAACUUUGAAUUUGUCUUAUAAUCGGCUGAAAACUUUACCUUUGAACAUUUUCAAUUCGCUUGAGAAAUUGAACACACUUAAUCUGGAGCAUAAUCAAAUAGAUGAUUUACCCGAUCGAUUAUUUCUAAAUCAAAAAUCUCUUCUUAAUUUACAUAUAUAUGCUAAUGAGAUUUCUUCCCUCUCAGUAGCCACAUUUCAAGGAUUAGAUAAUCUCUAUGAUUUGAAUUUGGACGACAACGAUAUUGAACAACUUCCCGUUGGUCUUUUUGAUAAAAUGAGUAAGAUAAAUUCAAUAUCAUUAUCAAGAAACAACAUUGAACUUAUUCUUAAUGGAAUAUUUACGGCGACUAAAUCGAUAGCAACAAUUAAGAUGGACAACAAUAGAUUAACGGCCAUACCUAAUGGAAUAUUUAAGAAUUUACCAGCUUUACGCUCUAUUCAUCUAAAUGGCAAUCUAAUCAAGAAAAUUGAUGCUAAUAGCUUUUCUGAAUUGACAAGUUUGGAUUUCGUUGACCUAAGUAACAAUAAAAUUCAAAGUUUACACGAGAAUUCAUUCGUAAAUUGUAAAAACAUGCUCCAACUCUUCUUGUCAAACAACCUACUCACUGAAAUUCCUACGUCAUCAUUACCGAAUUCUUUGCAUGAAAUUAAACUGAAUCACAACGAAAUUAUGGAGGUACAAGCCUUGGCCUUUAGUAAUACAAGGAUUCGCUUUAUUGAUCUGAGUUUUAACAAAAUUACUGAUCUGACAGAGAUAAGCUUUAGAAAUCUUCAAAAUUUAGAGAGACUACAACUACAGGGUAACAAAAUACGAAAUCUACCAGACAGAAUGUUCCUUUCUGAAGUAGAUUAUCUACGAGCUAUUGAUCUAUCCUCCAAUCAGAUAGAAUAUGUCAAUAGAAAUUCAUUUCUUGGUCUUAAAACGGUCUUUGAUAUUAAUCUGAAUAAUAAUUUAAUACAAAGCUUACCGGAGAAUCUGUUUCUUGGCGCGAACAAUAUUUACAAGUUGUCGUUGGAUAACAAUAAAAUAAUUGGCAUUCAUCCAAGAGCAUUUACAGGAUGCAAACUUGAAGAAUUACAUGUAAAGGGAAAUAAGUUGACGUUAUUCGAAAUAGAGAGAAUUACAACAGGCAAUGAACUAUUGAUAUUAGAUAUAAGCGAUAAUAAUUUGGGAACGCUAUCAACAAAAGUUUUUAAUUAUUUUACCAAUGUUACGAACCUUAUUUCAAGAAAUAAUCGAAUUAGCCAAUUGAGACUUGGAACUUUAAAUCCUUUAACAAAGCUAAAACAUAUCGAUCUCGGCGACAAUCAAUUAGAGGAUGAUUCUUUUGAAGGUAUCGGAGACAAGAGUUUAUUAGAAACUCUUAAUUUAGAUGGAAAUCUAUUAACUAUAUUACCUAAGUUUCUAUCGAAACUUAAUUCUCUAAAUGAAUUAGAUCUUUCGAGAAAUGCUAUAAAGGACAGUCUCCAAUCUUUGAAUAAUUUAAAGUUAAAGAAACUUUGGAUAGACUCUAAUAAGAUAGAAUCUUUGAUAGGAUUACCAAAUACGUUAGAUACCUUAAGCGUCUCUAAUAACAAAUUAUCACAGGGUGGCAUAGUUAAUGUAAAGCAAUUAACGAGUCUCUCCGAGCUAAAUCUUAGUGAAAAUGAAUUGUCAGUGUUGGAGGAUAACCUCUUCGAAGAUCUGACUGUAUUAAGGAAUUUGAAUUUGGAUAAAACUUCACUUAAAGAACUGCCAAAACUGUUUGGAAAGAAUGGACAAUCGAUCGAGACUUUGUCAAUAGCCAACAAUCAGAUUAGUAUUGUAAAUACAGGAACUGUGAAAGGACUCAAUAGAUUAAGAUAUUUCAAUCUGCAAGAUAAUCAGAUUGAGGAAUUAACUUUACCUUCUUCUCCCAUUAAUAUUAAUACUUUGCUAUUAAAUUCGAACAAAUUGAAAUCUUUCCCUAAUGGAGCUAAAAGUUUCACAAACGUGUUGGAAUUCGAUUUAUCAAAUAACUUAAUGGAAAGUUUGCCAGAAUUAUUUAUUGAAUCCUCGUCGGAAGUUGAUAGUAAAACUAGAUUAAUUUCCUUUGAGAAUAAUCGAUUGACAAACAUCGAUAAUUUGUUUAUUUCUGGUAGAGUUGAAAAUAUAAAGCUUUCCAAGAAUAAUAUUUCAAAAUUACCUGAUAAUUUCUUCCAUGGAGUUAGACUUGUUGAUGAAUUAGAUAUAAGUAAUAAUCCUGUUGGGAAGAUGCCAGAUAACGUUAAACAAUUGAUUACGCGCAUGAAAAGUCUUAGAAUAAAUCAAUGUUCAUUAUCUACGCUAGAAGAUUGGACUAAAAUGAACAUAUAUUCAACAUUGGAGAAUUUGGAAUUGAGGGGAAAUUUGUUGACAAAAGUUGAAAAUUCCCAUAUUGUUGCCGUCAGGAAUUCAUUAAAAACACUCGACUUGAGGGAUAAUCUUUUGACAACUUUACAGUCAGACAUUUUCGAGAAUUUUGUAAAGUUUGAAAGAGUUUUGUUGGAGGGAAAUCCCUGGAUUUGCGACUGUGAAUUAACGUGGAUUAGAUCUCUUAAUCUAGAUAAACCGAGAUGUCGAUAUAGAGAUUCACUUAUUACCCAAUAUAAUAUAUCUAUUUGUCAUAUUCCACCUCCAACAACUGCUACGAAAAUACCCAGUACUACCCCAAUGGCAAGUAGUUCUACAAUUGCACCGUCAACACCCAAACCUCCUGAAGGAUGUCCAGUUAUACACGAAAAUUGCGUCUGUGAGAUGUCCUUUACCGGUCAUAUAAUCAAGUGUAAAAAUUUAGGAAGAAUUAAUGAGAUACCUGCCUUUAAAUUUUCCGUGACCGUCUACAAUGCCGUAGAUUUUGAAAAUAGCGCCAUCUCGACUAUACAAAGGGAAGCAUUUAAAAAUAUUCGUGGAUACGCUCUAGAUUUAAAUAAAUUGGAAAUAGAAGUAAUUGAGGAGGAUGCUUUUAUUGGUAUUGGUGAGAAUUUGGCAAAUUUAAAUUUAGCUGAAAAUCAUAUAAGAACAAUUCAUCCUAAUGCUUUUAAUGGUUUAAGUAAUCUUCAUACUCUUGUAUUGUCCAAUAAUAGAUUAAAAGUCAUACCUGAAAGGCUUUUUAUGAAUUUACCAAGCCUUCACUAUCUAUAUUUGGAUAUUAAUGAGCUUCAAGAAUUAAAUGAAAAUAUCUUUCAACAUAGCGAAAGAAUUAAUACUUUGAAGCUUGAAAAUAAUCAAAUUAGAAGUCUAUCACCUAAAAUCUUCAAUUCAAUGAAGAAACUUCAAGAAUUAGAUAUUUCUGAUAAUCAGUUGGAUAAUCUAGCAGAUGAUUUAUUUUCAAAUUUGGUUUCUCUAAAUGAACUUUACUUGUCGCAAAAUAGAAUAACAAAACUUCAAGAUAAAGUAUUUAGUAAUUUAAGUGAUUUGAAAAAAUUACACUUGUCUAAAAAUCGCAUUAAUGAUAUAAACUCCGAAGUUUUCUCUAAAUUAACGUCUCUGACAGAGUUAACCUUAUCAAAUAACGAGAUUAAAAAGUUUAAUCCUGGCCAAUUUGACGAUUUACAAGAAUUAUACAAAUUAGACUUGGAAGCUAAUCAAAUAGCUACAAUUGAAGAUAAUGAUUUUAAAAGAUUGCAAAAACUACAUGUUCUAUAUUUAAACGGGAAUAAAAUAUAUAAAUUAUCACCAAAAUCUUUCGAUGGAUUAGGAAUGUUAAGCGUUCUCAACUUGGAAAGUAAUAAAAUAAGCAAAGUAACAAAAGAGCUAUUAUCACCUUUGAAAGAUUCUUUAACCAAGAUAAAUCUUGGACAUAAUGUACUAAGUGUACUGGAAUCUGGAAUAUUCGAUGGUUUUAACAACUUAGACUCGAUAAAGCUUAAUAAUAAUCAAUUGAAGAGAAUACCUUCUGGAAUAUUUAAAGAUUUAAAAAAGGCAUAUUCAAUCUUCUUGGGAAAUAAUUUGCUUGAGGGAUUAGAAGAGGGAUUUAUGGAUAAUCUAAAGAGUGAUGUUCACGUUGAUUUAAGUAAUAAUAAAUUGAAGAAGCUACACGAGAAAGCCUUCAGAGAAACGAAUGUGAUAGAGACUCUUUAUCUUAAUGGAAAUCAAUUUACAACUUUUCCCAAUGUUUUCACAACAUUAAACGGUUUGAAAUAUCUUUAUUUACAAGAUAAUCAGAUAGAGGAGAUACCGAAUAAGUUGAUGUAUAACUCUAAGAUAUUGAACUUAGAUCUCUCUAAUAAUAAAAUUAAUAAGAUCAAUGAUAAAUCUUUUGAGAAUGCGAGAGAAUUAUCCAACAUCAACUUAAAAAAUAAUCAAUUGAAAGAAAUACCAAAGUUUACAAGUGACCUUAAUCUUAUCAAUUUGGAAAAUCUUUAUUUGGAUCAUAAUCUUUUGGAAAAGAUUGACCAGGAUACAUUUAGCGGUAUAAAAGAUCUUCGUGAACUUUCUCUUAAUGAUAAUAAACUAUUUCUUUUACCUUCGAAUAUAUUUAAUAAGCUGGAGAAUCUACAAAGUUUAAAACUGCAAAAUAAUCCUUUAAAAUUCCAGAAAGGAUCCUUAAGCGGACUAAAAACAAUAUACGAUCUAGAUAUAUCCAAUACCCUCUUCAAGAAAAAGAAUAUGCCAGAGAUGAAAUUCUUAGAGAGUUUGGAAGUAUUAAAAAUGGCCAAUUUAUCACUAGGGGACUUGGACGAUAAGACCUUUAUAAACCUUGGACGAGUAUAUAAUAUAGAUCUCUCGGGAAAUAAAAUAAAAUCUAUACAUGCGAAAACAUUUACCGAACUAAAAAGUCUACAAAUUUUAAAAUUGGAUGACAAUGAAAUAUCAAAUGGCCUAGGCGAAGCCAUCGUUAACACACAAAUAACUAGCUUAUCAAUAAGAAACAACAGUCUUACAAGCCUGACGUCACUUCCUAGUAGCCUUCAAGAGUUUGACGCAACAAACAACCAGUUAAAUGAUAAGAACGUCAAUAAUCUCUUUGAAAAUUGCACCUCUAUACGUAUUAUUUUCUUAGCAAAUAAUCAAUUGAAGAAUUUGUCCCCAAACUUUCUUCCUAAGCCACAGAAUCUAGAACAAUUAGAUUUAUCCUAUAAUCUUAUUGAUGAAAAUAUUUUGGGUAUAUUAAAAGAAACCAGGGAAUUGAAAGAAUUGAAAUUAAAUAACAAUAAAAUCACCAAAAUACCUGACAAUACAUUUGAAAAUGUCAGCCUACUAAACAAAUUGGACUUUUCGGGAAAUCCAAUUAAGAGUAUUGGAAACAAUUCAUUAAAUGGUUUGAAUUUUCUAAAUUCCUUUGACAUGUCGUCUUGUAAUAUACAAGACAUUCAAGAAUCAGCGUUCGAGUCUCUUAUUUCAUUGUCGUAUCUGAAUUUGGAAAAUAAUGGAUUUUCAACUCUCAAAUUACGCUAUAAUAUGCCGUCUUUACGGAACAUUGAUCUUUCAAACAAUCGACUUACAGAGGUACCAUUCAACAAUCUUGAGUUUGUUAAUGUAAUUGAUAUGUCGAAUAAUCAAUUAACAAGUCUUGGAAAAAUCAACAUUCAAACCCCAAAGGAAAAAGUGUCCGACACUAUAUGCGAUUUUUCCAAUAAUAAAAUUAGUAGACUUUCAAUGGAUUCGAUAUUCAGCGGUAGAAUAAAUAGUCUAAAUUUGAACUCAAAUCAAUUAACGGACGAAAAUAUCGAUUCUAAAUUUUUCACUAGGGUAAAAAGUAUAAAAUCGUUGGAUCUUAGCAGGAACCAAUUGAAAGCUAUUCCGUCUGUCAUUGUUAACCUUUCGGAUAAAUUUACUGAUGUAAAUUUAGGAUAUAACAAUAUAUCUUCUAUUGAAUGGUCAGCAAACAAGGGAAUUACGCCCACCAUUAAGACUUUGUUGAUAAAUGAUAACAAAAUUUCUCAAGUAAACCCUCAAAGUAUAUUGGAAUUGGGGCAGUCCUUAAACAAGUUAGAUAUGAAAAAUAAUCAAUUAUCAACUCUUUCGAAAGAUAUAGAACAAAAUUUACCUAAUCUCAAAUCCAUAAUGAUAUCUGGUAAUAGCUUUGCUUGUACUUGUAAUUUAGGUUGGCUUAGAAGUUCAAGUUUAGUAAUGGAUAAGGCCAGGUGCGCUAAACCGGACGUUUUAACUGGGGAGUUUGUAGUAUGUUUUAGUGUGGACAAAUGUACUUUUGGAGACGAUAUCAAGAAGAAGAAACACGAAUUUUGCAUGCCAUCAACGACUGCAAGCUCUCAAACAACUCAAAGUUAUAAAUCAACUACGAACUACAAAUCAACUUCUAAACGACCUAUCCCUACUUCAUCGACCUAUGAAACAUCCAAAAGUUUCAUCUCUGAACUUUCAACCUUUGAAUCAACCAAAAACUCAAAGAUACUUUCGACCUUGACUGAUCUUUCUUCGGCUAUAACAGAUCGCAAGUCUACAUCUAGAACUUCGGCCCGUACUGCUGCUACAACUAGAACUGAAGCAGAAACUUCAAAUUGGCCUAUAAUAAGUGACAGUUCGAUUUUGAAAAGCACUGCUGCCCCACCCUUAUCUUCGUCCUCAACGAAAAAGGAAAACUCGUCAGUAAGUGGACCAGCAACAAAGCCAAAUAUUCAAAAGUCAUCAAAAACACCAGAAAAAGAGCCGGAUCCUGAAAGUAGUUCGAGCUCCAUUAGUAAAUCAAAUAUAAUUAUUAUAUGCGUUUGCGUUAGUUUCUUACUCAUUCUUAUUAUCGUUUCCAUCGUCUUUAUUAUAAAAUAUAAGAGGGUAAAGACGAAUUACGGACCAAUGGAUGAUCAAAAAUCUCAAAUAUCAGCAAGAAGUUUUAACAACUUAGGUAAUGGAGGAGCGACAAACGGUUAUAACAAUGCUUCUUACGAUACAUCAUUAGACAAUCCUACAGCAAAUGAGGGGCAAACAAAAGUUUAGUCUCAGUUUGUACAGUGCUUUUUUUUUCUUACAACAGAACAGUAUCUUUAUAUGCAAAACUAUACAAUUUAUACAGUAUAUCAACUUAUUAUAUUGUCUUAUAAAUAGUUCACAAAUGAAUAAAUAUAUCUAUAUUUGUAUAUA
This is a messenger RNA of Dimorphilus gyrociliatus, 7898 nucleotides long. The record is from the annotation of a GenBank genome assembly. Lineage: Eukaryota; Metazoa; Annelida; Polychaeta; Dinophilidae.